Trematomus bernacchii (emerald rockcod) is the source of this 792-nucleotide messenger RNA. RefSeq names its product cyclin-dependent kinase inhibitor 3 (gene cdkn3). Gene Ontology annotation, biological process: protein dephosphorylation. Gene Ontology annotation, cellular component: nucleus. The record is from RefSeq and is a predicted model, not a curated record. The coding region runs from base 77 to 709 and encodes 210 amino acids. The transcript is spliced from 8 exons. Gene Ontology annotation, molecular function: protein tyrosine phosphatase activity. NCBI's taxonomy places the organism in Eukaryota, Metazoa, Chordata, Actinopteri, Perciformes, Nototheniidae.
UCAGUUAGUUUUCAAAUCUACAGCAGCUGACGGAGCUGUCAAAACAGCCGGUGAGCGAGUGUGUUGCUCUGCAGCGAUGAGGACGAGUGAGUUUGACUCUUCAUCUGAAGAAGAGGAGGCUGCAGACCAGCAGCUCGCACCCUUCCAAGUCUCCUGGGUACCUCUGUCCAUAGUGGAGAGCUCGCAGUUUCUGGGGAUUUGUGCACUACCAGGCUGCAAAUACAAAGACAUCCGCCGGAAUCUGGAGAGAGACGUUGAGGAGCUGCAGAGCCAGGGGGUGCAGGAUGUGUUUGUUUUCUGCACCAGAGGAGAGCUGAGUAAGUACCGGGUUCCCUCCCUGCUGGAGGUGUACGUGCAGCGAGGUUUCACCGUGCAUCACACGCCCUUCCCCGACGGAGAGGCACCGCCGCUGGAGCUGAGCUGCAGGAUCCUGGAGGAGCUGCAGCUCAGCCUGCAGAGCAGCAGGAGGACCGUCAUACACUGCUACGGAGGCCUGGGACGCUCGGGAUUAAUCGCCGCCUGCCUGCUGCUGCAGCUCUCUGUAACGAUGACUCCUAACAAAGCCAUAGAGAUCCUCAGGGAGCACCGAGGAGGAGGAGCCAUUCAGACGGUGAAGCAAUACAACUUCCUGCAUGAGUUUCGGGAAAGGUUCGCAGCGUACCAGCAGAGCAGAGAGUUUGUUUCCAGAGAGCGCUGCGUGUCGCGGUGAAAAUUAAAUAUUUAUUUCUGAAAACUAGAUGAAAACGUGAUUCACAUGGGGGGAUGGGGUGUGUGUGUGUGGUGUGUGUGUGU